Messenger RNA from Rattus rattus (black rat), 4546 nucleotides. It is a transcript of the gene Npas3, whose product is annotated as neuronal PAS domain protein 3. Gene Ontology annotation, molecular function: DNA-binding transcription factor activity, RNA polymerase II-specific; protein dimerization activity; RNA polymerase II transcription regulatory region sequence-specific DNA binding. Lineage: Eukaryota; Metazoa; Chordata; Mammalia; Rodentia; Muridae. Gene Ontology annotation, biological process: regulation of transcription by RNA polymerase II. The transcript has 13 exons. The record is from RefSeq and is a predicted model, not a curated record. Bases 180 to 3101 code for a protein of 973 amino acids.
AAAGCGCCUCUCCGCCGCGCACAGUGGCCGCGGCUCACUAAUGGGAUUGCAGGCUGGUGCCUGGCUCCGCUGCUGCCGCCGCCGCUCGCGCCGCUGCUGCCGCCGCCGCCCGAACCCGAGCCCGAGACCCCGCCAGUCCGAGCCCAGAGCAGACGCGCCUGGGGCUCCAAGCCGCGGCGAUGAUCCGAAUCUUUCCGGAUUUCAGCGUGCAGGUGACGGCCGCGGCGGCCGGCGGGGCAGCCGCUGGGGUACCGGCCGGUGCGGGCAUGGGGAGGGCCGGCGCCGCGGCCAACGGCACCCCGCAGAACGUCCAGGGCAUCACCUCCUACCAGCAGCGAAUAACUGCCCAGCAUCCUCUGCCCAACCAAUCAGAAUGUAGGAAAAUCUACAGAUAUGACGGAAUCUACUGUGAAUCUACCUACCAGAAUUUACAAGCACUGAGAAAGGAGAAAUCCAGAGAUGCUGCUCGCUCCCGCCGGGGAAAAGAAAACUUUGAGUUCUAUGAAUUGGCCAAGCUCUUGCCUCUUCCUGCCGCCAUCACCAGCCAGCUCGACAAGGCGUCCAUCAUUCGACUUACAAUUAGUUAUCUCAAGAUGAGGGACUUUGCCAACCAAGGGGACCCUCCAUGGAACCUGAGGAUGGAAGGCCCUCCACCAAACACCUCUGUAAAAGGGAUUCAAAUGUGGAAAUCUGAACUCUGCAUGAGAAAGACACCAUGUGAAGUUAUAGGUGCACAACGAAGGCGGAGCCCGAGUGCACUGGCCAUUGAAGUAUUUGAAGCACAUUUGGGAAGCCACAUUUUGCAGUCCCUGGAUGGCUUCGUAUUUGCACUAAAUCAAGAAGGAAAAUUUUUGUACAUUUCUGAAACCGUCUCUAUCUACCUAGGCCUCUCACAAGUGGAGCUGACAGGCAGCAGCGUCUUUGACUAUGUCCACCCUGGGGACCACGUGGAGAUGGCAGAGCAGCUGGGCAUGAAGCUCCCGCCUGGGCGGGGCCUCCUCUCGCAGGGCACCACAGAGGACGCGGCCAGUUCAGCAUCUUCCUCCUCUCAGUCAGAGACCCCUGAGCCAGUGGAGACAACCAGCCCCGGUCUGCUAACUACUGACAACACCCUUGAACGGUCCUUUUUCAUCCGAAUGAAAUCUACUCUGACCAAACGCGGAGUGCACAUCAAGUCGUCGGGAUAUAAGGUGAUCCACAUAACAGGCCGGCUUCGCCUCAGAGUGUCGCUGUCCCACGGGAGGACCGUCCCCAGCCAAAUCAUGGGUCUCGUGGUUGUGGCUCAUGCCUUGCCUCCCCCUACGAUCAAUGAAGUCAGAAUUGACUGCCAUAUGUUCGUCACUCGAGUAAACAUGGACCUCAAUAUCAUUUACUGUGAAAAUAGGAUCAGUGACUACAUGGAUCUGACCCCUGUAGACAUCGUAGGGAAAAGAUGCUACCACUUCAUCCAUGCCGAAGACGUGGAAGGCAUCAGGCACAGUCACCUGGACUUGCUGAAUAAGGGUCAGUGUGUGACCAAGUACUAUCGCUGGAUGCAGAAGAAUGGAGGUUACAUCUGGAUACAGUCUAGCGCCACCAUAGCCAUUAAUGCGAAGAACGCGAAUGAGAAGAACAUCAUCUGGGUGAAUUAUCUUCUCAGCAAUCCCGAGUACAAGGAUACACCCAUGGACAUUGCACAACUCCCACAUUUGCCAGAGAAAGCUUCAGAAUCCUCGGAGACAUCCGACUCAGAGUCAGACUCUAAAGACACCUCAGGUAUUACAGAGGACAACGAGAACUCCAAGUCCGACGAGAAGGGCAAUCAGUCCGAAAACAGCGAAGAUCCAGAGCCUGACCGCAAGAAGUCAGGCAGCGCGUGCGACAACGACAUGAACUGCAACGACGACGGUCACAGCUCCAGCAACCCGGACAGCCGUGACAGCGACGACAGCUUCGAGCACUCGGACUUUGAACACCCCAAGGCGGCCGAGGACGGCUUCGGCGCGCUGGGCUCCAUGCAGAUCAAAGUGGAGCGCUAUGUGGAGAGCGAGGCAGACCUGCGGCUGCAGCCCUGCGAGUCCCUCACGUCGGACAGCGCCAAGGACUCAGACAGCGCGAUGGAGGCGGGCGCGCAGGCGUCCAGCAAGCACCAGAAGCGCAAGCGGCGGCGGAAACGGCAGAAGGGCGGCAGCACCAGUCGCCGGCGCCUGUCCAGCGCGUCCAGCCCAGGCCUGGACGCCGGUCUUGUGGAGCCUCCACGGCUGCUGUCUUCGCCGCACAGCGCUUCGGUGCUCAAGAUCAAGACAGAGAUCGCCGAACCCAUCAACUUCGACAACGACAGCAGCAUCUGGAACUACCCACCCAACCGGGAGAUCUCCAGGAACGAGUCCCCAUACAGCAUGACCAAGCCCCCCACCUCCGAGCACUUCCCAUCCCCCCAGGGCCAGGGAGGCAGCAGCGGAGGCGGGGGAGCGCUACACGUGACCAUCCCCGACUCGGUCCUCACCCCACCGGGCGCUGAUGGCACUGCUGGCCGCAAGACUCAGUUCAGCGGAACAGCCCCGGUGGCCUCUGAUCCACUGUCACCCCCGCUCUCGGCGUCCCCGCGGGACAAGCACCCCGGAGGCGGGGCGGGGAGUGGUGGGAGUGGCCCUGGUUCGUCCAACUCCUUGCUGUACACUGGGGACCUGGAGGCCCUGCAGAGGUUGCAAGCGGGCAACGUCGUGCUUCCGCUGGUACACCGGGUGACCGGGACCCUGGCGGCCACCAGCACAGCCGCACAGAGGGUCUACACCACAGGCACCAUCCGCUACGCACCGGCUGAGGUGACCCUGGCCAUGCAGGGCAACCUGCUACCCAAUGCGCAUGCUGUUAACUUCGUGGACGUUAACAGCCCAGGCUUCGGCCUCGACCCCAAGACGCCCAUGGAGAUGCUCUACCACCACGUGCACCGACUCAACAUGUCAGGACCAUUUGGCAGCGCCGUGAGCGCGGCCAGCCUCACACAGAUGCCAGGUGGCAACGUGUUCACCACGGCUGAGGGACUCUUCUCCACGCUGCCCUUCCCGGUCUACAGCAACGGAAUCCACGCGGCACAGACUCUGGAGCGCAAGGAGGACUGAGCGGGCCCCACUCAGGAGGCAUCGUCGUUUUCGUUUAGACCUUUCAUUCUAGCACUUUGAAUUUGAGCUGGCCAGCGUCUUCUCGCAACACGGUGGCCCCAUUCCACCCCCCUCUUUCUUUCAGUGGACUUAUUCUUUCUUGUAAAGACGUUUAUUUUUUGCCUUCAGAGGGUCAGAUGACCGGUUGCCUGCCAUUUUGUCUUCUAAGAUGUGUGUUGGGUUGUUUGGCUUUCCUUUGCAUCUUUAUUAAGAUGUCUUUAAUGUGUAUAUGCCUCUGCCAUAGAAUACUCAGUCUUGUGGUCAAGAGAUUUCUCAAGUGACAACCAUUGGGUUUUUCUUCCUAAAGAUCUUGAUAUGAUCAAGAUGGAAAGACAAGCAUAAAUGAUUGUGCCCUGUUUGACUAAGUCAAAUGAAAUGGGGUGGGUGGUUUUUUUGUUUUCCUGUUCCUAAUUCCUUUGAAAAUAGGGAAAUAGUAUUUUAGAAUUUUAUGCAGAAUUUAAUUCUUUUUAUGAUUAAGAUUUUAAGAUUUUUCUUACUUGCACAUAAAAAUAAUUUGGGUUCUUAAACUUAAUUUCUGGCCUGUGACUAGAAUGUUUUUUUUUUUAAAAAAAAAACAAAGUUGGACUAAGUGUUAAUUACUGAAACAUUAACUUAAUUUCUAAAACCAUGGUGCUAUCAUUUAUUAAUCUAUAAUGUCUUCAUACAAAAUACAGCUCCCGGGCUGGAUUUUGGAAAAGAAAAUGUGUUCUGUCCUGGUCUGGAGUCCCGUUGCUACAGUCAGUCUCCUUGGUUAGUUAAGACAGAGCCCUCAUUAACAUUUGCUGCAGAACUUAAAAAGUUGUUUUACCUCCCAACUAACAAACAUAGCCUCACUUUCAAUUUUAUGGGUCAGUAAAGCCCUGUUCAAAGGGGGCUUUUGGACAACUCAGACUGAUCUGAGGAACAGUUGAAGUACAUACUGCCAUUUUUGAGAUUCUUUUUUCCUUACUCAGUCUAACUGAGGCUGAUUUUCACAACUUCAGUAACACUUCAGAGUAAAAGGAGGAGGAGAAAUAUUUAACACGCUCUUUGUUUAUUUGGGGUUUUUUGUUUGUUUGUUUCUAUUUCUUGCUAAGAAAAAAAAACAGGUUGUAUGGGGGGGGAGUACUGAUUUGAUGGAAUUUAUUUCCCUUUGAUUCUUAUUUGAGUUGAAACCAACAAGUUUUUAAAACUAAAGAAUGGGUUAAUAAGCUUCAGACAGAUUAACUGCAACUGAAAACCGCACAUUCAAUGAAAAAAGAGAAAAAAAGGAAAAAAGAAAAAGGAAAAGAAAAAAGAGCCUAUUUUGUCUUCGUUGCCAGAAAUCAGUGUGGUGUCAAACACUCCGAGUGACUGUCCAGUGUCGACUCUUCUCCCACUUCAUUUAUGGCAGCAUCCAAUCCCAGAUGAGAACUGUGACGGGUGCA